UUCUUGCAACAUACCAUGGCUAACACUUUGUGGUCAGAUAAAGUUCUUCAGCUCCUGCAGCGAAUGAAUAACUUUUAUUUGCCAGGUUCUUGCCGUGCAAAUUGUCUUCGUUUUGAGGUUGACGGAAUCAGAGUUGGUUGGAUUGUGCCGCACGUAGCCUCGCUGUUGGCUCGCUCCACAGAUGUGUUCAAACAACCACACGGUGGCGCGCUGUCACUGCGCGACGACCUCGACACGUACGACAAAAAGUCCCAGGCUGUGGACGCGGUUUUGUCGAACCUUCGAUGUGAUCCCUCAUUGCGCUGCCUAAAAGGCUGGAGAGAUGAGAGAUACAGUGUCAUGGACAAAUUCUCAGACCCUCCGGUGAUGUGGAUGGAAAGAGCAGCAACUAGCCUUUUUGGAGUGAAGCGCUACGGAGUCCAUAUUAACGGUUACACUGUUAGUGAGAGCGGCGAAGUCUGCAUGUGGCUAGCGCGUCGGUCCCCCACCAAACAGACCUAUCCUGGACUACUGGACAACAUGGCCGCAGGCGGUCUGGCUGCUGGCAUGAACAUCAAACACACGCUACUGAAAGAAUGUCAGGAAGAGGCAUGUAUCCCAGAAGCGCUUGCAGAAAGGGCUCAACCUGUAUCUACAGUAAGCUACACCUAUGAAGAUGGAGAGGGUGUGUUUGCCGAAAGUCAGUUUGUAUUUGAUUUGGAACUUCCUCCUGCCUUCAAGCCCAAAGUAGGAGAUGGAGAAGUUCAGGAAUUCUACCUCCUACCCAUAGAAAAGGUAAAGGAACUAAUAGCCACAGAAGAUUUCAAACCCAACUGUGCAAUGGUGGUCUUAGACUUUCUUAUUAGACAUUCUUUUAUUGAGCCUGACAGAGAACCUUUUUACCAGGAGUUUUUGUCUGGGCUUCAUCAAACGUUAUAGAAUUACUGUAAAUCCAUCAUUUGAGGCAGAACUCACUGUACGUUUAUCAAGGCACAGAAAAGCCCUAAUAUUUAAUUAGUUGUUUAUUGUAAUGUGUGUUGGAAUAAAUAGUUGCAUUACUGAUGGUGUAAUUUGUCUUUAGAGUUGCAACAUCUUAUGUUGGCAGCGGUUUAAAAAGGAUGCAACACUUUCAUCAUGUGCAUUCCAGUGGAAUCUUUAGUAAAUUGGGGGGAAGAAAAACUGGAUUUAAAUUUUUCUGAUGUUAAAUAAUAGAGAAAACAUCAACAAAAAAAGUGGCCACCCAGCAUGGGGGCAGACAUUUUAUUGGCGUGUAUGUGUGCGGGUAUAACUGAAGUCACAAAAUGACUCCGCUUGUAAGUGGUGUAAUUUUUUUAUUUUCUCCCAUUUUCAGAGGUCUAAGAAAUUCCCUCUUUUCAUACUUAAAUACAUAAAGCAACCAUAAUGAAGGUGAUUUGUAAUAGGUGUUGUAUUUUCCUUUCAAGAAAGACCAUGUUUGGCUUUAACCAACCAAACAUAAAAGAGCCACAUGUAACUAUACUGUAGUACAGUACAUGUAUAGUUAAGCACAUUUUCUUAUACUAUUAGAUUUAAAAUUUUGCUUUGUACUAAAUUUCUAUCUACCCAAUAUCUUUAAAGUGUUCCAUACAAUCAGUGUAAGGACAAACAUUUCAGGCUUCUGCUAAAAAGAGGAAAAUUUAUCACAACUGAAUACAUAAAAAUUCAGAAUUGUUAGAAAAUAAGGCGACAAAGACAUAAACAUGUGCAUUUAAUUCUACUCAAAUUUUGCCACAUUAGUGACUGCAUUUAAGGCAGACAAAAGCACAGGAUGGAGUGUUCAGUUUGAUAACUGUAUUUGAAGCACUUGAAGAAAAAGGCUGUUCACACUUGUGUUGGAUAAACAAUUUCAAGAAACAAUAUUUUCAUUUCAACUGUUUAAAUAUUGAACAACCGCAGUGGGUGAAGAUAUAUUAGUUACACAUCCUAGUUUUAAAAAAGCCAGGAUUUCAAUAAAAAUAUGAGUCCAAAAUCAAUUUAUGACAAAAGAUGACCCAAACCUGUCAAGGCACUUGAACAAAUACAAUGGUAUCUGCUAGUGUUGUAACACUCGAGACCGCAUUUGAAGGUCCUGGUCUCGUCUCGAUUUCGACUCCCAAAAGUCUUGGUCUUGUCCCGGACUGGCCGGACUCUGGGUUUUUAACGUCAUAAUCAAUAAAAAGCACUUGGUAAUACUACAAAAACCUUCAAUUUCAGCCCCAACUUCCCAGUAAUGAUUGCAAUUAUCUUUGCAGUAUUGUGACAGAGGCACACAAGCAGAAGUGAAAGUUGAGGUAAAUAUAAAAACAAGAGCCUUAAAAUGCAGCCCUCAAUUUAACACAUUAAGAAAAAAAGAAAAAAAAUUCACAGAAAAUUGACAGGAUUAUUGUAAUUUCAAUUCUAUUCUUUAAAUCUUUAAUUUUGUAAUUUACUUAUUCCCCUAAGAAUUCAGCUUAAAGUCUAACUAUCAUACUUUUUCACCCUAAUAAAUCUAAACAUAUUGUACUGUCGACUAAGACAAAUGGUCCAGUAAGUUGGUUUGUCCCUCUUUCAAAAAGAAAAGGUUUUUUUGCUUUUGUGGUGUAAUAGUUGAAGACACUGUUGGCUGUCAUAUACAGUUAGGGAAAAUUAAAACCAAAGAGAGAACACAAUUAUUUCAACCUCGUCUUCGUUUUUAAAAGUGAUAUUUAGCUCACCCCAGUCCAAAGUCUUGGUCUCAGAAAAGUCCUGAUCAUAGUCUGGU
Corythoichthys intestinalis (scribbled pipefish) is the source of this 2716-nucleotide messenger RNA. RefSeq names its product thiamin pyrophosphokinase 2 (gene tpk2). The coding region runs from base 16 to 918 and encodes 300 amino acids. Gene Ontology annotation, molecular function: 8-oxo-dGDP phosphatase activity. The transcript has 8 exons. The record is from RefSeq and is a predicted model, not a curated record. NCBI's taxonomy places the organism in Eukaryota, Metazoa, Chordata, Actinopteri, Syngnathiformes, Syngnathidae.